Penicillium digitatum Pd1 is the source of this 2352-nucleotide messenger RNA. Lineage: Eukaryota; Fungi; Ascomycota; Eurotiomycetes; Eurotiales; Aspergillaceae. The record is from RefSeq and is a predicted model, not a curated record.
AUGAAUGAUGUUCUUCGAGAAUGCUUAGACGAGUACGCAGUCGCCUUCGUGGAUGACAUCUUGAUCUACAGUGAGAACGUCGAAGAUCACCAGCGACAGGUCAGAGAAGUACUCCGUCGUCUACAGAAAGCAGGGUUACAAGUGGCCCUAUCAAAAUCCGAAUUUUCAGUGAAGAAGACCAGGUUCCUUGGAUUCAUUGUGAGCACCGAUGGUAUAGCGGUGGAUCCAGAGAAGAUUCGUGUGGUCCAAUCAUGGACGAUACCGACCACAGUGAAAGGAAUACAGUCAUUCUUAGGAUUCUGCAACUUCUACCGACGAUUUAGUCAGGGAUAUAGUGCUAUUUCGAAACCAUUGCAUCGACUAACAAGACAAGAUAUUCCGUUCGAGUGGUCAGAGAAUUGUGAAAAGGCAUUCCAAACUCUGAAGAAGAAGCUAGUUAGUGCACCGAUCCUCCGGCACUACGAUCCAGUUCGACAAACCCGAGUUGAGACAGACGUAUCUGAUGGAGUUCUAGGAGCGGUGCUCUCCCAGUACUAUGAACAGGAAGAUUUCUGGCACCCGGUGGCCUUCUAUUCGAAAACAAUGCAACCCGCAGAGGUAAAUUAUGAAGUUCGCGACAAAGAGCUUCUUGCAAUUGUUCGUGCUUUACAGGAAUGGAGACCUGAACUUGAAGUCCUAUCCCAGGAGGAUCGUUUAGAGAUAUUCACUGACCAUCAGUCACUUGAGUACUUCAUGACAACCCGACAAAUGAACCAACGACAGGCGAGAUGGAAUGAGUUCCUAUCUCAGUUCCGUUUCGUGAUCAAAUACCGUCCCGGGAAGAAGAAUAUUAUUGCUGAUGUCCUAUCACGAAAAGAAUCUCCUUGUGUAGACAAUGGACGACAGUUUGUGAUGCUUCCGAAAGACUGUCUUGAAGAGGGAGUCUACCCAACUCAUCUGGCUCCUGUUCACUCAGAAGAAACAGAGACGAUUGGGAUCGUUGAACGGAUAAAGGAAGCCAACCGCCAGAGCUCAGAUUUAGACGAAUUCCGUCAGAUGGCGCAGGAUAGAGGCAAUUCCCGAUGGACAUUAUUAGAUGGAUUGCUUCUUUACGAAGGACGACUUGAGGUUCCUAAUGAAGGAGACCUUUGUGCCCGACUACCUGAUGAGAUACACCGUCAGCCGCUGACCGCACAUCCUGGUAUCGAGAAACUGAAGAAACUGGUAUCUACAAGAUAUCACUGGUUUGGAUGGGUAACAGACGUAAAGCGAUACGUUGAUGUUGAUAACUGUCUGAUCUGCAAACGCACGAAAACUUGGCGAGAUCGAACACCGGGAUUAUUACGGCCUCUACCAGUUCCUGAAAGAACCUGGCAGCCUAUCUCGAUGGAUUUCCGAUCAUUUCCGAAGGAUCGUCAUGGCUAUGAUGCUGUCCUUGUUGUGGUUGACCGACUGAGCAAAAGACCAAUAUCCAUCCCUUGUCACAAAGAUACGAACGCCAAACAGAUGGCCCGACUGUUUAUUGAUCAUGUCAUUCGAAUCACAGGGAUUCCAGAAACAGUUGUCUCCGAUCGUGGAGGUCAGUUUAUCUCCGAAUUCUGGAACGAAUUCUGUAGGAUCCUUGGAAUCAAAAGGAAACUAUCAACUGCACAUCACCCUCAGACGGAUGGACAGAGUGAGAUCGCAAAUCAGUAUAUGGCCCAGAGGUUACGGCCGUACGUUGAACAGAACCAGGAUAACUGGUCGGAAAUCCUACCGAUGGUUGAUUUCGCAGCCUCGAUUCUCCCCCAGGACACAACGAAGAAAUCACCUUUCUUUGUAGAAAGGGGAUACGAACCUUCGAUGACGUCUGACUGGAAAGACCAAGAGACACUGACUCCAAACGAGCAAGAUGCGGUGCAAAUGCUCUCCGAGUUACAGGACAUCUGGACUCAGACAAAGGAGCAAAUCGCGAAGUCGCAGCAAUUGCAGAUUCGUCAAGCAAAUAAGCAUCGUCGAGAAGAGGAUUUUGGAGUUGGUGACUUAGUCUUUAUCACAACAAAAGACUGGUUACAAGAUCGGCCAAGCAGAAAGCUUUCACACCUAGCCAGUGGACCAUACAGGAUCAUCGAAAAAGUAGGCAGUUCCUACAAGAUAGAUCUACCGGACGCGAUUCGAGUACACCCCAUCUUUCAUCCAAGUAAGUUGCGAAAGGCAGCUACAACGGAGCCCUUAGAAGGACAACAUGUGGAUCCGCCUCCACCGAUACAGGUUGGAGAGACAGACGAGUGGGAGGCCGAGAAGAUUUUAGAUGCCAGGACACAUUACCGGAAGCUACAGUGCAGAGUGCAGUGGUUAGGAAAUGACCUCGAUCUGCAGUGGUAUCCUGCCUAG